UCAGGCCGGGCAGCCGCGCUCAGCUCGCCGGCCGCGCCCACCAUGGCCCCCCGGGCCCUGCUGCUGCUGCUGCUGCCGCUGCUGCCGCUGCUCGGGGGCUCCGCCGCGCGCCCCGCGCCCCCCAGGGCCCCCCGGCACUCGGACGGGACGUUCACCAGCGAGCUCAGCCGCCUGCGGGAGAGCGCGCGGCUGCAGCGGCUGCUCCAGGGCCUGGUCGGGAAGCGCAGCGAGCAGGACACCGAGAACAGCACGUCCUGGACCAAGUCUGCGGAGGGACCCUUCUGCCUGCUGUGGUCCAGCUCGCCCGCCCUGCAGACCUGGACGCCCCUGAGGGCCCCCCUGGACCAGGCCUGGUCCCCCAGGCUGCCUCCUGGACCGAAGUCUGCAGUCCUGGCUUCCGGCCCGGUGAACCCUGCGGAGACCCAGAAGCGGCUGUGACGACGGAGGAACCCCCCUCCUCCCCGCCUGGACCAGGGCGCCCGGACGCGGGAGGGGUGCAGGGGGAGGUGGCUGGCACUUGGCACCAAUA
Myotis myotis is the source of this 529-nucleotide messenger RNA. RefSeq names its product secretin (gene SCT). Lineage: Eukaryota; Metazoa; Chordata; Mammalia; Chiroptera; Vespertilionidae. The transcript is spliced from 4 exons. The record is from RefSeq and is a predicted model, not a curated record. Gene Ontology annotation, biological process: positive regulation of pancreatic juice secretion; negative regulation of gastrin-induced gastric acid secretion; positive regulation of somatostatin secretion. Gene Ontology annotation, molecular function: hormone activity. The coding region runs from base 43 to 438 and encodes 131 amino acids. Gene Ontology annotation, cellular component: extracellular region.